Molecule: messenger RNA, 11311 nt
Organism: Alligator mississippiensis (American alligator)
Lineage: Eukaryota; Metazoa; Chordata; Crocodylia; Alligatoridae
Gene: ZC3H12B
Product: zinc finger CCCH-type containing 12B
Exons: 6
Coding region: 3936-6443 (835 amino acids)
Cellular component (GO): nucleus; cytoplasmic ribonucleoprotein granule
Molecular function (GO): metal ion binding; mRNA binding; RNA endonuclease activity
Source: RefSeq, a predicted model, not a curated record
GGGUCUGCUGGCAGAGCCCCCCCAACCCCCUGCUCUGUGAUCACCGCCCCCCACCUGGCCCCAGCUUCCCAGCAAUUAAAACAAAAAACAAAAACCCCCGCAACUCACCGGCUGCAGGAGUGGUGAUUGGGGCCUCUGGACACUCGCAAAGCCUCCCUGCGCAGUGGGGGCAGCAGGGAUUCCCCUUCUCCCCCCUCCCCACCCCCCCCCGCACCCACAUAGCAGGUGCCCUUUGGUGGCGCCGUAUGCUUUCUGGAAGCUGGGGUGGUUCUCUGUGUCAGCCAGAGCCCGGCGGCACUCACCCCAGUGGCCCUAGCUCCCAGGCAGUGCAUGGCACCCUGCCGAGCCACACUGCACCUGUGCCAUGCAGGUGCUAGACAGAGGGGGACAAUCCCCGCUGUCUCCCACUGCCCCGCGCUAUGCAGGGGGGGAUCUGCCAUGAGUGCCCAGAGUCCCCAACAGCUGCUCCUGCAUCUGGUGAGUGCCAGGCUUUUUUUUUUUUUUAAGUGCUGGGACUUGGCUGGAGCUGGUUGGAAGAUGGGGCCAGGCAGAGCAGCCAUGGGGGCUUCUCCUGUGGCUCCCCCUACGUGGGGAGAGGCAGGCACAGCCGGAGGAGUCGCCCAAUCCGAGUCUCCAGAUCAGUGCCGAAUCUUCCGAAGCUGAUUCGGCCAAAUCGAUUCAGGACAGUGAUCUGAAUCUCUGAAUUGAAUCACUGUCCUCCAAAUCGGCUGAAUCUGAAUCAAAUACUUCCAUAUUGGUACAGGCCUAGUUGCCACCACUCCAGGAUCCAUGCCACAUUAGGGUUCCAGACCUAUUGAAGCAGUUGUUGGAUCAAGUAUGCCGAAAGACAGGGAAGGGGAGGGUGGUCUAUGGGCCCAGUCCAGCUUGUGGACUAGCCCCCUGGAACUCGUCUGGCCUUUGGGGCUGAAUGAGUGUGACACUAAUGGAUUAGAAGUUACAUCAGUUUCCUUGACCUAGUGUCCUCCUUGUCUAUCUCUUUUUGUGCAGGCAUGGCUUCAGCUUUACCCCUUCCACCAGGCAGCAAGGUUACUAAAUAGGUUAGCACUGUAGUACCGGAUCCAUUUGUGGAUCCCAAGUGAUUUAGAAGCCCAGGUCAAGAAUCCAUGGAAAAUGUGAUCCUAAAUUACAUAGAUGCAUCACAGAAUUUUCAUCAAAUUCAUAUUGGCUAUAUGGUAUUUUAUUUUCUAAAUUGCAUUUAAUACAUGAGAACAUAUUUGUGUGUUUAAAUGUUUGCAAAAUCAGGUUCUUAGACUGUCUUAGUUGUUUGGACAGCACUUACUACAUUGUGGGAGGUACCAGAAUACAAAUAAUAAAUGCUUUCUAGUGCAUCCACUCAGCUGCAUGGAAUGGAAGAGGGAACAAAAGAUAAAAACUGAUUUAUGGUGAUUCUCAAAAGGAAGAACAGCUAACACUUGUCAGCAGCAACGUGUUUAUGGCCUGGUGCUAUAUAAGCUGCUGUUUCUAUUUACAAAGGGUCAUCUGUAUAUGUGGUAUGGAAAAUGUUCCUAGGAAUUCCUACUAGAGGGAGAUGACUGCUCUUACUAGGCAUUGUUGUAAAUGAUGUUGACUGUAGCAUACACUAUUUUUCUUCCUGGUUUAGUAAUUUGUAGAACAGAGGCAAGACUAGGCCAACAGUCUUCAGAACUAUAUUUGAAGUAGGUAUGAAAGCAAAGCCCAUGAGAAAUAUAUAUAUUAUUUUAGAUGAAGACUCACCAAAAUGAUUAAAUAUGAUUUGUCAAUAACUGAACAGCUCACUGAUCAUGACAAAUAAUUAGAAACAGCAUAGGAAAAUUUCAGAAUUUAUUUCAUAAUCCCACAUCACAGUAACCAAGCAUAAUGUUUCUCAUGGAGUCUCAGUUGUGCCUAGUGAGAAGGUAGUGUUUCAGUUCAGUCUGCAAUAGUGUUGCCAUGUGUAUCUGAUACAGUCUUGCUCCCUUUUGGUUUAAAUUAGGAUUUAUUUGGGUCUAAUCUCUAGAAAUCUCAUGCUUUUUUCAGUUUGAUGUCUCUUCGUUAGGUAUGCUAAACAUUAAAGAUUUGUAAAUUUUGAUACUCCAAAAAUGAUUUACACUGUAAUAAAAAUAGAGAUUAUUAUUAGUUUUUCGAAUUAUGUUUAUUUUCCCCCUAGAAGAAAUCAUUAUAUUUGUCCUGUUAAUACUUUCAAUCAGCUAUCAGCUUUUUUGUUGGGGGAAAUAUUUCUAGGUAACUUUGUACUGUAGCCUUUGAUAUCAGCUUCUGAAUUCUGAAUCCAUACAGAAAAAGAAUACUGUAUUAUUGUAUUGUGGUGGGGGGAGGAUUUGUUAAAUGCUAUACUUUCCGUGUGUGUAUGUUUACUGUGUUGAUUUCAGAUUGUGGAUUAACUGGUUACUACAGAGGCAAACUAACCUCUCCAAAAGUUAUAAACCUUAAGCACAUUAGAGCUAUUCUAGUGCCACAUCCAGUACUGUGGAGAUUCCCCCAGCAGCGAAGUAGGUAUCAUUCAGCUGCAUAAAAGGGGGUUGGUUUGGCUGAAAAGGCCUGUUGAGUAAGAGAUCUCACUCUCAAUCUGAAAAGCUAGAUUCUAGCUUUCAAGGAUUUCCCUGGGUAGUCCUGCACAGUAUGGCAGAGCAGAAUCUGGAGAUCUGUUGCCAUAUGGAUAGGAACAGACACUGAAAGUGUCCCUGGACAAGUUGCGUGUGUGUUUGUCCCAGAACAGAAAUAUCCUGGGAUUGGCAUUUAUACACAUUGCCCUUCUAGUGAGCAGUUGAAUGCACUGCUGCAUUUCUGCUGUUGAUUCAGUGAUGCAUACCCAGGAUAACUGCUCAGAUGUGCUUUGUGAUGUCCUGAGAUACUCUGUUAGGACUUCUUAUCCCAAGAACCUUUUUAGGAUCUGUCCCAGGACAAGAGGCGUGGAUGUCUGAGUGAUUGUGCUUUGUCCCAAGAUUAAAAAACCCCCACAAAAACAAAAUGUUUAAUCCUGGGAUAAAUGUUAGAUCUGUUUGUAGCCUAAGAGUCCUUUUGGCCUUUUGUCAGCAGUGGAAAUUUCUGUCACCCUGAGGGUAUAUUAGCUAUUUGACUGAAGUAGUCUCUGAAGAGAGAUUCUGCAGCUGCCUAGUUGUACUGGAUGUUUGGAGCAGCAAAAGGAUUCCUUUUUGCCGUUCUGGAUAUACCUGCCUAACAUACUAUUCAACCAGAAAUGUGUAACAACUAGAUGUCUUCUGUGUCUGUCCUGAAAAAAAUGAGGGAUGUGCCAUGAACUGGUAGAAGCUGAGGAUGGGAGCGUCUGUUGGUAGAGAUGGAAACACUUACUCUGCAUUGCUUCCUUUCUCACUCAGAGCCUUGUAACUUACAGGAAGAGCAAACUUAUAAUGUUGUGACUUAGUUUUAAAUUAGUUUGAAGUUUAACUGGAGAUAAUUUUAAACAAAUUUAUCAUUACUACUUCGUAAUAUUCCUUCAGAGAUACUAGUAAUCAUUUGGUCACAGACAGUAUAUUUUCCAUUCCCUUGUAAGAGAAGAAUGACACAGCUGAAUUUCCUUGGUUAAUAGUUUUCAACCAAGAGUUGACAUGAAUUAAAAAAAAAAAAAAAAAAAAAGCAGUAGCAAGAAACUCAUGGGUGAGUCAUAGAAGUGGGUGUGUUUCUGUAGAGCAGGCUUUCAUAACCAAUCCACUAAUCAGUCACCAGCGGCCAAAGAACAGAAAACCCCAGCACAAGUCGUCUGGCAGAAAGGUACACAAUGCAGCUUCCCAGCAUGGAUUACAACUGAGCUGCUUUCUUUAGGAGUACAACAGAAGACUGCAGGUUGGCUUUAUAUAUACUGGAACACCAAGCAAGAUAAGUUAACUCAAGCCUCAUGUAAACAAUGCAUUUGAGUAUGAAUCCCAGGUAGCUUUGGAAGUGAAAGUAGUUCUGUUAUCUCUGGCUGGAAGCUAAACGUGAUGACGGCCUGGUCUAUGGUGGAGAAGUUAAAAAUGGAGAAGAGGCGCUCCAGAGAAGACAGGACUGCAGAACAGGAUACCGGUGACUGCAGUGCUGAGUCUGAGGAAUGGACAAGCUCAGAAAGCGAGCCUGAGCAACUGGGCAGGAGCAGCAGCAACACUCAGUGGAGAGAGGAGACUUCCACUAAACCACACAGGCAGCUUUGCCGCUCCCCAUGUCUUGAUCGCCCAAGUUUCUCACAGAGCAGUAUCCUACAAGACUUGAAGCUGGAAGAAAGCAAAACAAACCUGGAUAAGGAAUACCAGGCUAAAAUGGAUUUUGCUUUAAAGCUCGGGUAUGCUGGAGAUCAGAUUCAGGCUGUGUUGAGUAAAUUGGGAGCAGAUGCUCUCAUCAAUGACAUUUUGGCAGAGCUUGUGAGACUUGGCAACAAGAGCGAGUCAGAGGGUCAAGGCAGUGCUAGCAGUAGCACUGGUACUCUAGUGCCAAGGGGUCCUUGUCCAAAGGAGAUUGCAAGUCCUGAACUGUCACUUGAAGAUGAAGUGGUCGAUAACAGUGACAACUUAAGACCAAUUGUCAUUGACGGAAGUAAUGUGGCUAUGAGCCAUGGGAACAAAGAAGGAUUUUCCUGUCGAGGGAUUCAGCUAGCUGUUGACUGGUUCCUGGAGAAAGGACACAAAGAUAUCACUGUAUUUGUACCCGCGUGGAGAAAAGAGCAAUCUCGACCUGAUGCACCAAUUACAGAUCAAGAAAUUUUACGUAAAUUGGAGAAAGAAAAAAUUCUUGUCUUUACCCCAUCUCGGAGAGUUCAGGGAAGAAGGGUGGUCUGCUAUGAUGAUCGGUUCAUUGUAAAACUAGCUUAUGACUCGGAUGGUAUCAUUGUGUCCAAUGACAAUUAUCGGGACCUUCAGAAUGAGAAGCCGGAAUGGAAGAAAUUCAUAGAGGAACGGCUGCUAAUGUAUUCCUUUGUGAAUGACAAAUUUAUGCCUCCAGAUGAUCCUUUGGGACGUCAUGGUCCAAGCCUUGAAAAUUUCUUAAGAAAAAGGCCUGUUAUUCCUGAACAUAAGAAACAACCAUGUCCAUAUGGCAAAAAAUGCACCUAUGGACACAAAUGUAAAUACUACCAUCCAGAACGGGCAAAUCAGCCCCAAAGGUCAGUGGCAGAUGAGCUUCGAAUAAGUGCCAAACUGUCUGCUGUGAAAACCAUGAGUGAGGGAGCUUUGGCCAAAUGUGGCAUGGGGUCAUCCACUUCCAAAGGAGAAAUCAGUUCUGAAGUGAAACGCAUUGCACCAAAACGCCAGUCGGAUCCGAGCAUUAGAUCGGUGGCUGUGGAACCUGAGGAAAAGCUCUCAGUAGCUCGGAAGUCCGAAGCCAGCUCCGUUCCUUCUCUUGUUUCUGCAUUAAGUGUACCAACAAUUCCUCCGUCAAAAAGCCAUGCUGCCGGCGCACUGAAUACUCGUUCUGCAAGCAGCCCUGUGCCAGGUUCAUCACAAUUCACCCAUCAGAAGUCUUCGCUAGAGCAUAUGUCCAGUGUACAGUAUCCUCCUAUACUGGUCACCAAUAGCCAUGGUGCUUCUGUUAACUAUACAGACCAGUAUCCCAAAUAUGAGUCUUUGGGAGACCAUGGCUAUUAUUCCAUGCUCAGUGAUUUCUCCAACUUGAGCAUAAGCAGUAUGCAUAACACAGACUACUAUGGGGUAGAUGCAGACCAAGGGUUGUAUGCUAGAAACUCAAGCCCCUGUCCUGACAGUCGUUUAAGCCAUACAAGUAAUGAUUCUUAUUCCUCUUACAAUGACUUGUAUCUGGGAGUAGCAGAUACCAGUCCAGAAGACAACAUGAAGGUCCAUAGGCUUUCAUCGCAAAAUCGUCUUCAGCCUUUUACCCAUGGUUACCACGAAGCCUUAACUAGAGUUCAGAGUUAUGGAACUGAAGAACCCAAACUACCACCUCGCAAACAGUCUGUUUCCCACUUGGGGCUACAUGUCCAGCAUCCAGUUGUUGGAGCACGGUCCAGUUGUCCAGGAGACUACCCUGUGCCUCAGAAUAUGCAUCCAUCAGCCACUGCACAGCCAAGCCGUGCCUUGGUUAUGACAAGAAUGGACAGUAUUUCUGACUCGCGGCUUUAUGAAAGUAACCCUACACGCCAGAGGCGACCGCCCCUCUGUCGAGAGCAGCAUGCUAGUUGGGAUCCAUUACCAUGUGCAACAGAUGCUUAUUCUUACCAGUCUUAUUCACUGAGUAAUAACCUUAUGCAACCAUGUUAUGAACCAGUAAUGGUAAGAAGCAUGCCUGAAAAGAUGGAACAACUAUGGAGGCAUCCUUGGGUUGGGGUGUGUGGUGAGCCACGGGAACAGCAUAUCAUCCCAGAACAUCAGUAUCAGACAUACAAGAAUCUCUGCAAUAUUUUCCCUGCAAACAUAGUUCUCUCAGUAAUGGAGAAAAAUCCUCACAUGACAGAUGCACAGCAGCUGGCAGCCAUGAUUGUUGCCAAACUGAGAACUGGGCGUUAAAGCAUUAAAAACCCUUGUGGGACCUAAGAAGAUAAUGUUGAACCUUCCAGGGACACGAUCUGGAGGAAAAUGUGAAUCGAGGCACUGGGUAAAUAAAUUGUAAAUAUUUUCUAAAUCUGUGAUAUACAAUUCUGUACAUUGUUGUACCAAUCAUUCAGUAUAUUCUAAGGCACCUAUAGAAGAGCAGAUUGUACUGUAAAUAUAAUGAAUAUUUUAGGAUUUUAAAUAUAGGGAUUUUUAAAAGUAUUUUACAGGAAGUGCAUACCUUAUUGCAUGGAUAUACUACUUAACUAAGAACUACAAUGUCACAUUUUUAGUGUCUCAAAGCUGUUCAUACAAAAUUAUUGUUAGCAAUUAUAUUGCAUGUAUGGAUGUAUAGUUUCAGUUUGAUAAAUAUAUAAUUGACCUUUCAAAAUAAGCUCUAUACAUUCCUGGAUCAUCUCUUAAGAUUUUGGCUGACCUUUGACACUGCAGUUCUUAGUGUCAAAUAAUUUUGAAAAAUGCUUGCCAGCAAUUUGAAUAAGCCACAAUUUGUAAAAAACAAAACAAAACAAAAAAACCCCAAAACCAACCAAACAAACAAAACCCCACCAAAAUUAAUUGAUCCCCUUACACAUCAACACCGUUAAUAUUUCUUAGCUUUUAGAUCUGGCUGAUGAGGUACUCAGUUCUACAAAGCUCUAAGCUCCAGCACCCCAAUGCAGGACUGAGCCCUAUUCAGUAAAUUAAAAACAAAUUAAAGUGUAGCUUCCCUCUUCAUGAUUACAGAUGAAUUGUAUUUUAAAUGACCAGCAUCCUGGAUGGCUAUAAAUAAAAGUGAAAUGUAUAUGGACUGCCAUUCUCCUUAUGAACUAUGCAUUACUUAACCUCAAGUGCAGGGGAAGGUAAUGGAUGGCAACGUGGGAAUGUGCUGUUUAGCAAAAACUACAACACGUUUUGUGGCCAGGGCUGGUACUGGGAAGGUUAAAAUAACACUCCAAAAAGACAGUUACAUUUUUCAAAGGGGAAGGAGGCCAAUUCUGAACAGGGAUGCUACGGUUUUGGCUUACUGUAACCUGGCCUAAUUUUGCACUUCAGAUCCACGCAAAGGUGUGCAUUUGCCUCUUGAAGGCUUUUAGAGCUCUUAUUUUGACAGGCAAGAAGAAAAAGUUUGUGUGGCAUUGUUUGCGCAACUAGUAUUUUGCUCAGGGGUGGGAACCUUUGUAGCUAAAUGUCUCCAGAAGAGGCGUUUAUUGGUUUUUUUAAGCUGCACUGACUGGACGCCCUUUUUGAAUCCAAUGUAUAUUUCAGCAUUUUGAACCAUUUCUAACUCGAUAUGUCUCGAGCUAGGACUUGUUGACUUCUACUGUAGUUUUUUUCAUGAAAGUUGAGAAGGCCUGGUUUAUGGCCUUUUGUUUCUUCAUGAGAAGGUGUGACACUGCCUAAAUGUUUCUUACUGUGAAACACACGGAACGUGAGGCUGCAGUCAGGGUUGUUUCUGGCGUUUUGAUAAUGGCUUGCAUGCUGCUUUUUGGUUAUUUGUUUGUCUGAGGAACAAAAUUAUAUCACUUCCUUCACUUGUGUUACUGUAGUAGUUGCAUCUUGUGUAUCUUGUGGGCUAUUUAUCAUGUGCAAAAUGUGUUCAUGUCAGACAAUAAAACGGUUACAGGUGCAAACAACAAAUGUACUAGUAUGUUUGAUAUUCACAUCAUUUCACACAUGAUAAAUAUACUAGUGUUCACACAGGUACCUCUCCGAUUACUUACAUAUUAAAUAAUGACCAUGUCAUUAUGUAUUUAAAUGAGUUCACUUGAAGAUUAUGUCGUCUUCAUAUCUAGAGUCUCCAUAUCUAGAGUGUUUAAAAAUAACUAAGUUUUAAUUAGUUACAUCAUUGCUGUUUAAAAAAAAUAAAACUAAUCUUCAGAAACAACGCAUAAUUUAAAAUAUUUUUAACUUUUGACCAACUUUCAGAGCAAUUUUUAUUAACCAGCAUUUUAUAUUUUUACUUUCCAAUUAGUUUGUAUUAUCUUCUCUUGUACGGGAAAAGCAGCUGAGAGCAAUGCCUCAAAUAACCAGAAAUGACCUUUUGUUUGUUGAUACAAAUUGUAUCUCUUUUUCUUGAUUGUAUAAAAAACUGUACAAAAACCAUCUCUAGAUUAACUUCAAUAUUACAUUUUCACCACAACGUUUGUGACACUGUGUGUCACAGGGAAGUAGCCCAUGGGUAAUUAUGGAUCUUUUUAUUUAAAAUGGGCACUUGUAGUUUAUAGACAAACAAGAACAACUUUUCAAAAACCACUUUAUUACAGCGUGCACAGAUAUUGUGUGUACACUUAAAAGCAUUAUAUUAUAUAAAGUUAUCUUUAGUCUAUUUAUUAAACAGAUGCAUUAUUGCAGUGGAAUUUUAUGUAAAAAUUGGUGUUAAUGAAUCAGCUGCAUGUGUUUAUAAAUAUAGCGAUAAUAUAAUUGCUGUAGAACCUGCUUUGUCCUUCACAGGUAAAUCAUAAACAUGAUUUAGGUUUAAAAGAGGCUUUUGUGCACUCACCUUUUCCAUCUUGCAUGGAAUUAAAUAUCUGUAUGUAGAAAAGUGUUCCUUUUUUCUCUAACUAUACAAACUCUUGCAAAGGGUUUGGUAGAUGUCUUUCAGUGUGUACUUUAUUUGUUACACUGAGCAGAGGUUACUGCAUGAGGUUUGGGAUGGUUGAUGGAGAUGCUCUAUUUCAUAGAAACUGUCCAGUCAUUCUGAUUCUUUUUCUGACUUUAUCAUCUUGACAGUAAAUUCAAUAGUCUUCAGGCCUUGACCCUUUAGAAAAGGGUGGGAGUAAUACCACAGUAAAUCCAACAUACCCUUUCUCUAAGGCACUCCUCUCAAGCCGAGUUUUUUCCAAGAUAAGUCAAGAACAUUUAUAGUGUUUGGCAGGACAGAAAGGACGACGAAGCCUUGCAGAAAUGGUCUGUUGAAUUUCUACUUAAACUUUUAAAAAAGUGGCUUUGUGUCUCUUGUUCAGCCAAUUUAACUCGGAUCAUUCUGCCAUCCAUGUCUCUGUUUUAAGAUAUCUUUACAAGUCAAUUCAAAAUACUGACAUUCAUUAACUUUCAGCACUUAAGCUUAGAUUUCUUCUAACAUAGAAGAGUUGAUCUUAAGAAACACAUGGUGAGCAUAAUUGUCUGUACUGUAAAUAUAAGACUUUGUAGAAAUGCUCUUUUUGAGAGCACACUAUUUAAAUAUUUUUAAAAGAUUAACAAAACAGUUCCAGAAUCUAUAUUUUAAUAAAACCCAUGAGACUAACAGAGUCCAAGAUAAGGAACUGCAGAAAAGAGGGGGGGAAUGAAAGCCUCACCUACCGAUGUCAGUGGAAGUUAACUCAUUGACACUGGUGGGGCCAGGACUUCAGCCCAGGGCCCCCAGUUUGCUGAUCUUUAUCUUCCUCAAUUAUUUUAUGUAAUCUGUCAUGGAAGAGCACAUAACCUUCAGUUGUAGGCAAGCGUUAUGAUUUGAAACAAACCAAAUGUAUUUCUGGGAUGUUAUCCUAAAUUAUUUAUGCUUCUGUAAAUAGCAUAUGUUGUAUUAGUUUGUGGAUAGAGGUUACUUGACUACUGUAAGUCCUGUUGUUGGUCUCUUGAGCUACAGUAGUUUGCUUUAUUCAUUUGUAGAAUUAAACGUUACUGUUUAAUUGUUGUAAAAUUUUAUAAAAUCUCUUUGGGUUUUUUGGUUGACCCAAAUAUAAUGUAAGUCUCAAUGACAAAAGAGUGACAAUGGAUGUUAAACCAGUAUGUGGUGUUUUGUAAAUCACUGUAAUAAGUGUGCAAUGCUCUACCUGAUGCUGCAUGUAAUGCAUUCACUAGCAUGGGUGUAUGUGCUUAGCUUUUUGUAAAAUUGUUUAAUUUAACUGUUUUUAAAACAGAAGGUCUCUGCAAGAGGUCAGAAGAACAAACUAAAGCAAACUCAUUAAAAUCACCAAAGUUUCUCUAAUGUUUUUUAAAGCCAGUUUGCCUCUGAAAAUGUGAACCUUUGCCUUUUUGGAGUUCUUCAGUGAUUAAAAAUCCAAAUAGUCACAGCGUAAAAGAAACUGCCUACAGGAGCCUAUUCUUAGAACGUUACUAAAAUGGAAUAAACAGGCACGGAGCAGAUGGUAACACUUGUGCUGGUGUCUCCCUCUUGCUGCCAUAACACACUGUCAUGACAGGCUGUGACUUGCUUCUUACCUUACAAUAUCUGGAUAAACAGGAGUAGAUCAGUAAAGCACUUCUCACAGGCACCACAGUGGUUUUAGUGAGAAUCUUGUUCUCCAGAAUUCAAGUUGUGUGUCGACGUCCCCCGCCCCGCCCCAUUUUGAUAUGCCAAAAUGACUACCUGAAGUGUGAGUGCUGCAGCCUUACUGCCUGUUCUCAUUUUUCAGAACAUUAUGUGUCUCACCUUUUGCGCUUGAAACUUUCACCACGUGACAACAUCUCUUGUAUAGGGCUUCUUCUUGUCAAGACUGGUGUGUGUAUGCCUGUGUUCAUACAAAGCCCCACAAUACUUCAAGCCAAAAGAACGUUAAGCGCUCUAUCAGUCGCUUAGACAUCACACUAAGCUCUCCCUCCUGAUUUAGUUAGCCUCAAAGGAAGUAGGCUUAUAACCUGUAACUGAGCCCUGUCGUAUUGCAUUGGGUACAAAGAUAACCCAGGGGUAGGAAAGGGGAAGCCCCAUGCUGCUGUUGAUGUACUUAAAGGCAUUAAUGGUAUUCAAAGGAACAUGUGAAAAAUUAUUAUAGGGUUUUUUUUAUAAUGACCUGUUCUCCUUUCCCCCAGUUAUGUAUAACAGGUUUGCACAGGUGUUUGUAUGUUCUGGACAUUUAAUGUUAUGCUUUAAAUAUGGAUGUACUCAAUAAAGUCAUGAAGUUUCA